AUGGUACGCCGAACGCCAGCUCGUUCCACAAGGAGCCGAGCCAAUCCCGUCGGUCAACUUAAACGCCAGAGACAGACAGAUGAUUUUGCUCCGGAUGCCUAUCGAGAACUGCUGGAGGAGGCCGAAGCCAGAGAUCCUGCACAAUUUGCUUCAGACAGACCGAUAAAGAGGCGGAAGGCUGGGGAUAUGAAAGCUAUCCCUGUGAGAUUAGGUACCUCGGAACAAACACAUUGGGAUGCCGAAGCAAACGACCAUAACACACAACCAGUGCAAACUGUUUAUGACUCGUCCACAUCAGAAGAAUCAGACGUUGACUGGGAAGAUGUUGAAUUACAACAACCAUCUGAGUCUUUGGUAAAUAGGCAUCUUACCUCUCAAGGCGACGAUGAGGUACUCCAGAUCACACUAGAGCAAAAACCCGAGAAGCAGAAAAAAGCAGCCCAAAGAAGGAAGCCAUUGAAUGGAGCAGAGAGAAAAGUCAGACUGGACGUGCACAAAUGUCACGUUCUCUGCCUUCUUGGCCAUGUACAGUUGCGCAACAUGUGGUGCAAUGACGAGGAAUUACAGGAGUUCUUGAAGAAGACACUGUCUAGAAAUGUAGUUGCUCUUCUUCACCCAGAUGAGGGUAAACCAAAUUACAGCAGAUCAACCACGUUCAUGGACGGUCUCAACCAGGCUGGAGAUGCCUUCGCACGCAGAUUUCGGGUCACCAAACCAGGAAUGAAACGGGCUCACUGGGUGGAAACUGAAACGCAAUUGAAGCAGAAAUUGAAGUCAAUCAUGUCGAAUGCCGAAGUCUUUCUAUCCAAAGAGGAUUUCCGAAUCCAAGCAAAGAUGAUGGAAGGAUCCCGGGACUUCGGAGCUCAGCUAUUCUGUGCCCUAUUGCGGUCUGUAGCCGUAGAGGCGAGACUUGUAUGCUCGUUGCAACCGUUGCCAUUUUCUGGUACCGUGAAAGACAUUACGCCAUCUAAACCGAAGCCUGAAUAUAUCGUGAUAUCCUCAGACGAUCCUGGAUCCUCAACAGAUGAACGCAGCAAGGGCGAAAAGUCACCUGCGGCUCAAAGGCCUCGACGGAUUGGACAGCCUAAAUUCACUCCGUCCCGUGCUCCUCAACCAAAACUCCACUCGGGUUUGAUUCCGACACCACGGGAGUCAUCAUUUCCAGUAUUUUGGGUGGAAGCUUUCAAUGAAGCUGCACAGAAAUGGGUUCCAAUUGACCCUGUCGUCACGAAAUCCCUUGCCAAACCUUCAAAAUUUGAACCGCCCGCGAGCGAUUCCUUGAACUUGAUGAGCUAUGUGGUUGCUUUUGAGGAUGACGCAUCCGCGAGAGAUGUAACUCGCCGAUAUGUUAAGGCAUUUAAUGCAAAGACGCGAAAACUCCGCGUGGAAGUCACAAAGAAUGGCGAGGAGUGGUGGGAUAAGGCGCUAAAGGCCUAUGAAAAACCGUUCUUCGAGGACCGGGACGAGGCAGAGAUUAGUGAAUUAACAUCCAAAUCAGCAGCUGAGCCCAUGCCACGAAAUAUCCAGGACUUCAAGGACCAUCCUGUCUACGCGCUUGAGCGAAACAUCCGUCGCAAUGAAGUGAUCCAUCCGAAACGAGUCAUUGGGCACGUGGGGCUGGGAAAAAGCACAGCACGGAGUGAGAUAUCAGAACCCGUCUAUCGACGAUCUGACGUGCAUAUUGUACGAAGCUCCGAUAGAUGGUAUCGCCUCGGACGGGAUGUUAGAGUUGGCGAGCAGCCUCUUAAGCGUGUUGCUGCCAGUCGAAACAAGGGCGGGGGCUUCAGUGACGAAGAAGAUGAAAACGAGCCCCAAGAGACUACACUCUAUGCCGAGUUUCAGACAGACAUCUAUGUCCCACCACCGGUGGUUGAUGGAAGGAUUCCGAAGAACGCAUAUGGAAACCUCGACGUCUAUGUGCCCAGUAUGGUUCCGCCUGGCGGGGUCCACAUCAAGCGGCCGGAAGCAGUUCGAGCUGCUCGAAUCCUUGGGAUUGACUACGCUGACGCAGUCACUGGAUUUGAAUUUAAAGGCCGCCGUGCGCAUGAGGAAGUUUUGAGGGGUCUCGAAGAUGAGAGGCGGCACGCUGCGCUGGAGGCAAGAACUGCGGAAGCUCUGCGGGUCUGGCGACUCUUUUUGAUGAAGCUUAGGAUCGCAGAAAGAGUCAAGGAGUAUGCCAGCGAUGAUGAAGAAAAACAGCCCGAAGACAUCGAAGACGAAGCGGAUGUUGAAGGUGGUGGUGGUGGUGGUUUCUUUCCCGAACCAGAUCAACUAGCCAAUAGUCCACCUCAGAAAGCCCCGGGAAACAGCAAAAUAGUGCAUGAUCAGCAUUUACCCGAAGACUACACAGAAAGAGAAAUUGAACCGUCACUGGAAGAGGAGGAGUAUACCCUUGGAGGGGGCUUUCUUCCCGAUGACCAUGAUCCAGCUCCAAACCCGGUGGAACCUCCAAAGCAUGCGGGGUUGGCUACAAAACCGACAUCGAUUCCUGAGAGUAUUGCCAGGAAUAGAGCAUUGAAAGCGCCUCGCUAUUCACUGGUGGUGGUCCCAACCCACAGCUCAAAACCGACAUCCGCACCUCAGGCCCUCACAGGAUCAUCUGACAAAGUUCCUAUCAGCGUAGAAUCUUCCGCAAAUGGGGGCUCCAAAUCUGCAAGUGUGGUCACUAUCUCUCGACCACCGUCACCAGUGCUCAAUUAUGAUUCUGACAGCGAGAUCGAGAAGGGGUCUUUGCUUUCUGAGGACCCUGAAGAUGAGGAUGCAAUUCCCGAAUGGCUAAUGUCUGAUGAGGACUAG
This is a messenger RNA of Penicillium coprophilum, 2796 nucleotides long. RefSeq lists its product as uncharacterized. The record is from RefSeq and is a predicted model, not a curated record. Gene Ontology annotation, cellular component: nucleotide-excision repair factor 2 complex; nucleus; cytoplasm. Gene Ontology annotation, molecular function: damaged DNA binding; single-stranded DNA binding. The coding region runs from base 1 to 2796 and encodes 931 amino acids. The transcript is spliced from 5 exons. Lineage: Eukaryota; Fungi; Ascomycota; Eurotiomycetes; Eurotiales; Aspergillaceae. Gene Ontology annotation, biological process: mismatch repair; nucleotide-excision repair.